GACGUCACUUGGCUCAGCCAAUCAGCGCUCGGAUGUUGUCUCGGUACAAAAUUCAAACGCAGUCGACAAACGGACGGGCAGACAACACACCAGUUAGUUAGUUAGUUUAAGCCUCUUUUACGUCAAAUAACAAGUUUUUAAAUAGGUUUUAGCGGACUGCGGUGGCAACAUGAGAGUGAGUGAAGUCCACGCAGCCGAGUCUGUUGCCUACCUCAACAGAGCACAGGUCAGGUUGCAGGUUAUCUGGGAAGAAAUUGGGAUUCCCGAAGAGCAGCGCAUACAGAGGACCAAUGAUGUCCACAAGCACAUUAAAGGUUUGCUGGACCUUAUGAUUGCUGAAGAAGAGGAGCUCAAGGAGAGGUUGCUGAAACGGAUAAAGGACUAUCUUAAGGAACUUAAUACUUUGUGCAUGGAGCUUCAGAUGCCCCCCUUUGAGGAGGAGGACGGCUGCACCAUGUUGCAGAUGGAGAAGAACAGUCGCACGCGGCUGGAGGUGUUGAAGGAGCGCAAGAAGCAAAGACUGGAAGAGCUUAAGAGCCUGAUUUGCAAAGACCGUGAGCUGUGUAAUAUUAUGUGCACUACCCAAUUUUGCAUUGACCCGGACUGUGUCCCGUCAGUGCAGCAACUAGAGACAUACCGUGCCUACCUGGAUGACUUGACCAAAGAGAAGGAGCGUCGUCACGAUGACUUUGUGAGCAUCAAAAAGGAAAUCAUCGUAUGCAUGAAUGAUCUCGAGCAGCACCCCGAGACCAGUUUCGAGGUGGAUGUGAUGUGUGAGGACGAGGAGGCGUUUUGUCUGUCAAAUGACAACAUUGAUGCACUUAAACUACUCCUCAGUCAGUUACAAGAACGCAAGACUGAGAAUGAGCUCCGUUGUUCAGCUCUUCGCACUAAGAUCCAGGAGCUGUGGGAAAGACUUCAGAUUCCCCAAGAGGAGAAGGAAGCUCUCUCUGAGCAUAUGACUAUGUCAAAGAAGAGAAACAUUGAGGCACUCCGGGCUGAGGUCGAGCGUUUGGAGGUGCUGAAAAUGCAAAGCAUGAAAAGUGUCAUCGAGGUUAUCAGAGCUGAGAUUGCCCUUUUCUGGGAGAGAUGCUUCUACAGCCAAGAGCAGCAGCAGUCUUUCUUUCCAUAUCAUGCUGAUGAUUUCACUGAAGAGCUUCUCAACCUACACGAGGCUGAGGUCAAGACCCUGAAGAAGUAUUACGAGGACCACAAAGAACUCUUCGAGGGAGUAACAAAAUGGCAAGGGAACUGGACCUUGUACUUAGAACUUGACAAAAAGGCUAACGACCCAGCAAGGUUCAACAACAGAGGUGGAAACCUUCUGAAAGAAGAGAAGCAGAGAACUGAUCUGCAGAAAAGUUUGCCCAAGCUGGAAAAGACUCUAAAGGCCCAAAUUGAUGUUUGGGAGCAAGAGCACGGCAAAGAAUUCCUGGUGAAUGGACAGAAAUUUCUUGAUUAUGUGCAGCAGCAAUGGGAACACCACCACAUUGAAAAGGAGAAAGAAAAAACGGAAAGGCAAAUGAAGAAAACUAAACAGACACAGGAGGACAUGUUAUAUGGAACUUCAAUGAGGACACCAUCCAAACGGCGGGUAGCAGGGACUCCGACACCUGGAAAAGUCAGAAAGCUCAAUGGUACAGUCUCCACUCCAACCAGCUUCCUCAGUGGAACCAUGUGCCAGUCUUCCAUCCAGAAACCACCUUUGUCUGCCAGCAAGGGUCUUGGCCUGCGAACCCCUGGACAUGGAAGGACUCCCCGUGCACUAGACCGAAACAAGGAAAAUAUCUCCCAUCUUAAUAGAAACACUCCAAGUGGCACACUAAGGUCUCAGGAUACUCAAGAUCACACCUUCUCUUUUGCUGGCUCCUAUAUGGACUUUGCGAGAGACCUCUCGAAGGCUUCUAAAUCGAAUGUGAAGUCAGGACUGCUGAACUCCACCGUCAGUAACCCGUGAUGAGUGAAAGCAGCUGCUCCAUCGCCGGGAAGUCGUCCAGCUCAGCAGUAGCUUGGUGUAGUUUUCGUAUAGUGGACAACAGGGAACUUUUAAUGGAAACUUACAAAAAAAUGUAAAUAUUUUAUUCUGUCUCUCCAUCUGUCCUGUUUUCCUACGAUUUUUAUUUCAGGUUUGUGUAUUUUGUGGCAAGUUGAUGACAUUUGUACAAAGGCUGCUGUGGCUUUUUAUUUGUUGUUUUUCUUUUCAGAGUACAGCCUUUUUUAAGGGAAUCAUUAUAACCGGAUCUACAGUGGAGCACUACAUUGUUUUAGUACUGUAGCCAAUGCACCAUCAUUAUCUUCCUCCAGCUGGAAUGACAGCUAAAGUUGCUUGAAUGCUUUUUUAAAAUCAAGCUGUAAAUAAACUUUUAAAACAUUCAUUCC
This is a messenger RNA of Larimichthys crocea (large yellow croaker), 2379 nucleotides long. RefSeq names its product protein regulator of cytokinesis 1. The transcript has 14 exons. Lineage: Eukaryota; Metazoa; Chordata; Actinopteri; Sciaenidae. The record is from RefSeq and is a predicted model, not a curated record. Bases 170 to 1957 code for a protein of 595 amino acids. Gene Ontology annotation, cellular component: mitotic spindle midzone; cytoplasm; spindle. Gene Ontology annotation, biological process: microtubule cytoskeleton organization; mitotic spindle midzone assembly. Gene Ontology annotation, molecular function: microtubule binding.